AUGGAAGGUGGUCUUGGUUUACUUGUUGGUGGUGGUUCUCCGAAUGAGUCCACAAUGUCAAAACUGGAGGUGGUGGAGGCUGAGGCAAGUUCAUAUCCAGUGGAAGCUGAGCUGGAGUUGGGCCUGGGGCUGAGUCUUGGUAGUGGUGGCGGUGGAGGGAAGGGUAAGGCAAAUGCAUGGGGUGAUUGUGGUAGAAUCUUGACCGCCAAGGACUUUCCUUCGGUGGUUUCUCAACCUCACAGGCCUAACAAAAACAACAACAACAGUUCUAUACCUUCUGCUUGUGUUGUUGGUGCUGUUUCUGGGACUAAGAGAGCUGCUGACUCUGUCUCCCAUGAGGGUGGAUCCCCCACUGCUGGCAGUCAGGUUGUGGGGUGGCCACCUAUAAGGGCUUAUCGGAUGAACAGCUUGGUGAACCAAGCAAAGGCUGCAAGAGCUGAAGAAGACAAGGGAAUUGGUGAGAAGGAUAAAUCUAAGGAUAAUUUGAAGAAGAAAAUUUGUAAUGGUAACAAGGCCAAUGUUACUGGUAAUGAAAAGGGGCAUCUUGGAUUUGUCAAGGUGAAUAUGGAUGGAGUUCCAAUUGGAAGGAAGGUAGAUUUGAAUGCUCAUGCUUGCUAUGAGACGUUAGCCCAGGCGUUAGAGGAAAUGUUUUUCAGGUCCACCACAACUAUCAAUUCCAUCGGUGGAGAGAAGCAACAAGUAACAAAGCCCUCUAAGCUAUUGGACGGAUCAUCUGAGUUCGUGCUCACAUAUGAAGAUAAAGAGGGAGACUGGAUGCUUGUGGGAGAUGUUCCAUGGGGUUCUCAGUUGUCAAACCUGGCUGACAGAGAGAAUGUAGAACUCCUGACUCCUGAGCAAACUCCACCACCCCUUCCUGAUGUUCCCAACCUCUGUAAAAAGGCUUCGAAUCAUGAGGACGUCAGAAGCCAAUGGACUUGCUCCAAGAUUCCAGGAUAG
Messenger RNA from Dovyalis caffra, 957 nucleotides. The record is from the annotation of a GenBank genome assembly. NCBI's taxonomy places the organism in Eukaryota, Viridiplantae, Streptophyta, Magnoliopsida, Malpighiales, Salicaceae.